CCCUGUUAAUGCCUCCAGGAGAAUUCCAACCCAAAUUGCCCAAAUCCCCCAUUUCUCUUUCUCUCAUUAUUGUCCAUUAAAAAAUUGUUAACAAUUUGGAUUUGGAGUUAGAUAUAUAUAUAUAUAUAUAUAUAUAUGUACAUAUCUAGUAGUUAGAAGAGAGAGAAAGCCCUAAUGGCGGAGGCGGAGAAAGUAGGGGCCGGCGUGAAGGAGGAGGAGGAGGAAGAACAGAAGUUUUUGGAAGGUGUGACAGUGUUGGAUUUUGAUAUGCUGUGCUCUACGGUGGCUUCUCAGACCCAAGGCAAAUGGAGGAAUUUAGAUACUCUUCAUCAUGAUGAAUCUCAAGAUGGUGUUGUUGGUGCUGAAUUUGGAGGUGUUCUUCGGAUGUGGGAAGGUGAAGUUGUCAAUUGCUUCGACGACCGCCGCAUCGCUCUCCAAUCCGUUUGUUGUCCAUGCUAUCGAUUUGGGAAGAACAUGGGGCGGGCUGGUUUUGGUUCUUGUUUUGUUCAGGGAAUUGUAUAUUUCAUUCUUGCUGCUACGGCACUUCUCAGCUGCAUAGCCUUUAUUGUGACUAAGAGAAAUUGCUUUCUGUAUUUGGCCGUUGUUUUCUCCAUCUCAGUUGGAACAUAUCUGGGAUUUUACCGUACACAGAUCAGGAAAAAGUUUAACAUCAGUGGUAGUGAUGGGUCAUUGGAUGAUUGUAUCUACCAUCUAAUAUGCCCUUGCUGCACAUUAUGUCAGGAAUCUAGAACAUUGGAGAUGAACAAUGUUCAAGAUGGAACCUGGCAUGGUCGGGGUGACACAAUAUGCAUAGGACGCUAUGGUGAAGGCAACAAAGCAUUCUUUGAGCUACAACCACCGCCUAUAGUGUCAACCAAGUCUUCUGAUCCCCGCAGUCCGCAAAAAUGUAUAAAUGCCGCAGAUCACUCGUGGACUUCAGAAGUUGCGCAUUCUGCACCUCUGGUCCCACAAUCCCAAUAACAGUCGCAUUCCAAAUAAUGUUUGGAGUCUAAAGUUGAUUCAGAUUUUGGGGAUGGCUGUCCUGAGCAUAGGACAUCCAACAUCUGCUAUGUGGCCUUGAGAAUGCUGUCUCUUCUGGUUUUGGAAUGUUGACAUGUUCAAAAGAUUUGAUAAGAAUAUGUUUGCACUUGAAGGAAGAUGGAGCAAAAUUCAUGUAUUUAUUCGCGUGUGGGGGUGAUUGGAACAGCCUCUACAUCAACAUGUAUGUACACUCUAGUGUUGUGAUGAUAGAAGUGCAUCAUUGUUGUUGUGUUCAUUAGAAUUUUGAUUUAGGGUUUUCCGUCUAUUUUCAGUGAAUUGAGUCAAUAUGAUAACGUAGUGUUUGAUACUUCUGAAUUUGUAGCUUUAGCCCUUAAGUUGUCUGGAAAAAGUUCUGCUGAAGAUGCAUUGAUGAAGAAAUUCAAUUGUUGCCUUGUAUGAA
Messenger RNA from Camellia sinensis, 1441 nucleotides. Lineage: Eukaryota; Viridiplantae; Streptophyta; Magnoliopsida; Ericales; Theaceae. The record is from RefSeq and is a predicted model, not a curated record.